AUGGGUUCUCUCAGCAUCCGGGAGCCCCCAGGUCUCGCAACCCUGCCCACUGAUGUUUUCUACAUCUUGAUCUCGUAUCUCGACACCGCCAGGAGUGUUACCCGUCUAGCAGCAACCUGCAGGGGCCUCUAUGAGCUCAUCUCGGAGUGUGGCUGGCGUAUAUUCGUCAUCUCACGGUUUCCCACUUUCAGGGUCUUAAACGUCGACUCGCCAGACGAGUGGAAGAACCGAGCCCGAUCCUUGAUCUGUCAAGCCAGAGACUGGGACAGACGCGCCUUUGCCGUCGACGCUCUCGUGCCUCCGGGGAAACGGAGACGGGGCUUCGACCGACACCACGCCACCCAGUCGAUCCCCGGCAACGUGAUAGUCGACGCCCACCACUGGCGUACCGGCGCCGUCGCGCAGGACCUCGUCUUUUGGGGCGCCGGCGAGGACAUCUUUGCUUUGAUACGACACACUCGCACCGAGGCCGAGGCCGACGAGUGGCUCGGUAAGAAGGGCGCAUCAGUCGGCUACCGGUCCGGCAAGGACGACGUCACAUGCGUGUCUAUCCUCAAGGACAGCAGAUACAACUGCAGCCAAGGGGACAACCCCCAAGUGCUAGUGGGCAGGGCCAACGGGCAUCUCCGCCUCCUAUCCAUGGACCCCCAGAGCUUUGGGCGCACCCUCCUUCACUUCCGCCCGACGAAGACGCCCGCCAACGACAUCAUACUUCAGAAGCAAAUCCAGUCGUUCGAUGUCAACUACUCCCAGGGGCUGCUUGCCGCCGCAACUAAGGAGAACAUCAUAGCCUACCCUCUCACCCCCCAUCAACAAACUACUUUCGAUGGACCUGGCGACGAGAAUGUCUCUCAUAUGGGGGAGGCGCCCUACAUUGCGUCUUCACAAGCCAUAUCCCUAAAGGACAGCGUCGAUCCUUCGUGUGAUUUUGAGUUCAUCCGAUCUGUCAAGUUCACCGAUCCGGAGACUCUCGCCAUCGCUCUGAACAAGAGCUACAAUCCGCUUCAGCACCUCCGAUUCACCCCGACGGGGAUCGUGCGCGUAGCGGCAGCCAAAAUGAGCACUGCCGACUAUGAUGCAGGAAGUGCCAAGCCGAGAACAGUUAGGGCACUUUUGCCUCUCGAUACGAGUUCCGUGGUGGGUAGGGGCGGGUCUGCUCUCCUCAGCUCCUGGGACGACGGCACGAUUCGGCUCCAGGAUCUUCGCACGCCGUCGCCGUACGACAGGCUCUAUCAGGACAACUUCGAUAUCUCGACACCGAUCAACGCCCUGCUCUCCCGCGGCCUCGAGAGGUUUGUCGCGGGCAGCGCGUACGCGCCCGUGCUCAAAGUAUUCGACUACCGCUGGCAUAAGGGCUACUACCAUACGGAUUCUCUCCCCUGCGGCAACGAUAGGCCCUACCCAACUCCACGGCCCCCCACCAUCAUAAGCGAGCCACCCUUUCCCGAAAAUCGGGCGCCGUGUGAUCACAUCGGCGGCCGGCCUUGCCGAUGGCACGCUCUCUCGAGACUGGACUACUAUCGGCCCAACUUCAAUAUGUGGCUCCUACCCCCUGCCGGAGAUAGCUCCCCGGUCUACUCGGUGGCCUCACCUGCCGACGAUUCGCCGACGCUGUUUGUAGGCCUAUCUGGAACGCUCAUGGAGAUCACGGCGAAGAGCAGCCCGUGGCCAGUGUUCAGGAAUAACGUCUGGCCCGCGCGUGACCUCUCGUAUCUGCGACAGGCGGGCAGCACGUCGUUCAUCGAAACCGGCGACGGCGCAUACCUGUCAGACGUCGCGCAGUCGCGGCGCGUGCCACCGAUGCACCGCCAGGUAUUCAGAGACCUGAGCAACGACUCGCCGGUGCGCGCCGCCUGGCGGAGGCGCAGUCGUCUCGACGAGUGGGUUCAGGACAACCCGGGGGAAGAAGACUACGACGAGCUGCACCAGCGGAUGAGUCGCGAGCUCGUCGUGCAGCCCCUGGCGUAA
Messenger RNA from Durotheca rogersii, 1968 nucleotides. RefSeq lists its product as uncharacterized. The transcript has a single exon. Lineage: Eukaryota; Fungi; Ascomycota; Sordariomycetes; Xylariales; Xylariaceae. The record is from RefSeq and is a predicted model, not a curated record. Gene Ontology annotation, molecular function: protein binding. The coding region runs from base 1 to 1968 and encodes 655 amino acids.